GGAAGUCCCCAUCAUCUCUGCGGACAACCUUGAUGAAGCACAGCUUUUGGCAUGACAUUCCACACGAAUGCACCUCGAGCGUUUAAAGCCAACUUAGUCACGAUGGUCUAGUCUGCUUUUCUUACUGGUGGCUUAGUCUACUUGUCGUUAUCAUGUCGUAAGACAUGUCAUUCUCGUCUGGGCGGUGACAUGGACGUAACAUGUAUUAGACUCUUAACACAACUGAAGUGCGAUGAUAGACGCCUCUUCGGUGCAUACUGAUGAUAUCUGUUUCCUUGUUUGCUCGCUCGCUUGCUUGCUUGCUUGCUUGUGACCGUGCCCCAUACCUACCACACGCGUACUUGUAUUUAGAGGCACUCAUAUCCCCCGAAAUUUUACACAACGGCGUAUUUCACAUUCCUUCCCUCGUCUCUCACUGCCUACCUAGGUACCCACCUAGUACUUGUGUGACACUUAGUCAAGAUGGCUGUUGGCAUCCAGUCGAAAGUCAAAUCCUUCUUCCGUUCAAACCUAAAGAGAAGAAGGAGAUUGAGCAGCCCAUCUUCUGAAUACGAAUACAAGAAAUUGAGGAAUACAUCGGCCACAACAAUCGAGGAUGAUGUCGGCCCCAAACUUGAUCUUCAGCUCGAGAGCCCGUUCUUCCGCAACUUACCUAUUGAGAUAAGGCGGAUGAUAUACGAGCUUGUCUGGAGUGAGCCUCAUGACCACAAAUAUCAUACGCUACGGGGACGACACAUCCACUUCGUAGAUGGCCACUGGAUUAACAUGAGAUGUGUCAUGUAUGAGGACGACGAGGAUCUAGAUCUCAUCCAGAAAAAUAUGGACAUAGUUCACAACUCCGGAAAGGGAGAUCUAGUAAUGUGGCAACAGCGGCUGGCAUCGACUUGGGGCGGCCGUCAUUGGAGAUGCGAGGAAAGAGUCCAGUACGGUACACAAAAGUCCGUAGAUGGGACAAACUUCAUGUCCAUGAUGCUCGUUUGUAAACGAAUGUUACCUGAGGUUAUGGAAUCCAUACUCGAAUCGCACCAGUUCAUCUUCAACGACUUUUUCUCGGCGCACAGGUUUUUCACCUGUAACCCAUCGCCAUAUAUCACACAUAUCCGCCACCUUGAUCUAUCACUCAGUCUUCCCUUCUACGAAUAUGCCCCGUUCAUCGUGGAUAGACCUAAGAGCAGAGUCCGAGAGUUGUGGGAAGCGCUAGAACGUAUCUCAUGUCUGCACGACCUGCGCAUAUCCUUAGACAUCUACGAUCACGGCCCGUGGCGGAAGAUUCCUGAGCGGGGCGUCACCGCACAACUCAAAAACCUCGAGGUGUUAGGAAAGUUUACCGUAGAACUACCGCCCUCGCUACCUAUCAGGACGCAUACUCCUAACAUGCAAAAUCUCGACGCCCACGAGGAGCUGCCAUUCAAAAUAGUACGCCGCCCCCCACUGAGGUACUGGCAAUUUACUCCGGGUGAUGUGGAACGGUUUGGGUGGAAGACGCAUACAAAAGGCCAGCAGAGCCACUGUUUCAUUACUAUUGAUAGGGCGGCCAGACGAAUCCCCAAUCCCUAUUUGUUGGAUUUAUUCUAAACGAGGCGAGAGAGACUGGAAACGGUUAAAGGUCAUGUCGAUUAAAAGCUCUAUCUAUCUAAUGGGUAUAAGAAAUCAGCGCGAUACCUAUCCUAAUACAGGUUUCCCUGCCGGCACCACCCCCCCCCAAAACAAUAAUUAUUCUCGUCCAACAACUC
This is a messenger RNA of Daldinia caldariorum, 1733 nucleotides long. RefSeq lists its product as uncharacterized. The record is from RefSeq and is a predicted model, not a curated record. Lineage: Eukaryota; Fungi; Ascomycota; Sordariomycetes; Xylariales; Hypoxylaceae. Bases 463 to 1575 code for a protein of 370 amino acids. The transcript has 3 exons.